AUGCGCCACGUCGUUUUUAUCUUGGCUGGUUCAACUGGCCUGGCCUUGGGGCAUAGCCGCGUGUUGAACUUCGUAGUCGAUGGAGCUUCCUAUGAAGGCUUCAACCCGCAACGGACAACACCCAAAGCGUUGGCAGCGUGGGGCACGUCGGUCAAGAACGACGGCUGGAUCGGCACAGAAAGCUACGGCAAGCCAGACAUUGUAUGCCAUACCAGCGCUACCAACGCGCGUGCCCACGUUCCCGUUACCGCCGGAACCACCAUCGGCUUCCAGUGGCAGGGCUGGCCCGAGUCUCACCACGGCCCAGUGUUGACGUACUUGGCAUACUGCGGGGAAGAGGCCGGAUCCUGCGAAGCCGCCGACAAGACAAGACUGAACUUCUUUGCCAUCGACAAGGUUGGACUCGUCGACCCCGAAGCCAACGCGACCAGUUUCGCAACUGCGUGGGGAACAUGGGCGACCGACAUCCUUAUCCAGAACAACGCCACCUGGACGGUGCAGAUUCCUCCCAAGGUCGUGCCGGGACACUACGUCCUCAGACACGAGAUCAUUGCGCUGCAUUACGCGCGGGUUUUCGGACAGGGCGCGCAGCAUUACCCGCAGUGUGUCAACAUCGAGGUUGUGGGCGAAGGGAACGUUAAGCCCUCGGGCACCUUGGGGACGCACUUGUAUCGGCCUGCAGAGGAAGGUCUGGUCUACGACAUUUCCCAGUCGCCUACUGGGACGUACAAUAUCCCGGGCCCGACAGUCUACGCCGGUGAGAGGGCUUUUGUGUCCCAAACCGGGAUAGUCGUCAAGUAUUCGGCGACUGCGAUAAUACCCGGCGGUGCAGUAUCUACCGGAACGUAA
Messenger RNA from Colletotrichum navitas, 849 nucleotides. RefSeq names its product family 61 glycosyl hydrolase. The transcript has a single exon. Lineage: Eukaryota; Fungi; Ascomycota; Sordariomycetes; Glomerellales; Glomerellaceae. Bases 1 to 849 code for a protein of 282 amino acids. The record is from RefSeq and is a predicted model, not a curated record.